CUGAAACACCACUUCUGCAAAUCACAGUGCCACGGAGGGCAGACGCGAACACCAGUGAUGUCAGUGAUCCAGAAUCUCAUGUCACCUAUUUUAUUGAAAUUGAAGGGAAAACAUACACCCUCCUUCUUGAGAAACAGUCAUUUUUACACCCACAUUUCCUGGUGUAUUCAUAUAGCAAGUCAGGAACAUUGUAUCCAGAGUCUUCUUCUCUAAAGGGUGAUUGCUUUUAUCUAGGACAUAUUGCAGAAAUUUCAGCAUCAGCUGCAACAUUAAGCACCUGUUCUGGACUCAGGGGAUUAUUGCAGUUAGAGGACACGAGUUAUGGAAUUGAACCAUUGGAAUAUUCAUCUGCAUAUAAGCAUAUGCUGUAUCAAGUAAAAAAUAAUAAAAUUGAUCAUUCUCCCUUAAAAGAAAAUUACCCUAGGAACCAAUAUAUGCAGCAGUCCUACAGGAUUCUUGUCAAAUCAGAGACACAUUCAGAUGCACUAAAGAACAGAACUCUGAAAAUACAAAUAAUUAUGGAUAAAGCCAUGUUUGAUUUUAUGGGCUCUGAGGUGGGAGCUGCAGUUGAGAAGGUUGUCCAUCUCUUUGCUCUUGUCAACACUAUGUUUUCCCAGCUUAAAAUGACUAUUAUGCUAUCAUCUGUGGAGCUCUGGUCAGAUCAAAAUAAGAUUUCAACAAACGGAGACCCUAAUGAUGUACUACAAAGAUUUGUGUCAUGGAUGCAAAAAUUUGCAAUUCAAAGGUCCAGUGGCAUGACAUACUUACUCAUUUAUAGGGACCAUCCUGAUUAUGUGGGAGCAACAUAUCAUGGGAAGGCGUGUGACCCAAAGUUUGCUGCAGGAAUUGCUCUGUAUUCAAAGACAGUAACCUUAGAGGCAUUUUCAGUUGUCAUGGUACAAUUGCUUGGAAUUAGCCUGGGAUUAACAUAUGAUGACGUCCACAACUGUUACUGUCUAGGAGAUACAUGCAUAAUGAAUCCUGAAGCAAUACGAUCCCCUGGUGUAAAGUCUUUUAGCAGUUGCAGCCUGGAUAGAUUUAAACAGAUAAUUUCACAGCCUGGAUUUCAAUGUCUUCAGAAUAUAACUGUCCCAAAAGUGGAUUACCAAUAUAAAGCUGGAACGUGUGGCAAUUCAAUUUUGGAACCACCAGAAGAAUGUGACUGUGGUAAUGCAGAGAAAUGCACUCAUAAGAAAUGCUGCAAUCCUGCUGAUUGUACUCUCCAUGACGGUGCAGAGUGCGGUACUGGUGUCUGCUGCGAUAGAAAUUCUUGUUUGAUAAAGAGUAGAGGAAGUGUAUGUAGAAAAAGCAAAGAUUUUUGUGAUUUUCCAGAGCAUUGCAAUGGAUCAUCUGAAUUUUGUGUCCCUGAUGUGGGAUCUGCAGAUUUUGAACCAUGCAAUAACAAGACUGCCUUUUGCUAUGGAGGAAUAUGCCGAGAUCCAGACAGACAGUGUGUGGAGUUAUUUGGAAAAUUUGCUAAGGGUUCUUCUUACCUGUGUGCUGAAGAAGUGAAUUUUCAAAAUGACAAAUUUGGAAACUGUGGGUCAUCUGCUUGCGAUUUUACAUCAAUCCUUUGUGGAAAACUAGUUUGUCACUGGACGCAUGCAGAAAUAGUUCCAAUGUCAAAGUAUGAUUUGCAGUAUACUUACCUUGGAGGUCAUGUCUGUCUGUCUGCACACUUAAGAAAGACUUCAGCAACUGAUAAUACCUAUGUAGAUGAUGGUACUGUGUGUGGCAUACAGAAGUUUUGUCAAAGUGGAGUUUGCAAACUUCUCAGACACUAUGCAAAGAGACCAGCUUGCAACUCAACAGAGAAAUGCCAGGGUCAUGGGGUUUGCAAUACUCUUUUCAAUUGUCACUGUGAUAAAGGCUAUUCUCCUCCAGAUUGUGACCCAACACCAUCGUCACCAGGAGGAAGUGUCAAUGACGGGUUUUGGCGUCCAAUCGUUAAAAGAAUGCCCUUGUUUCUAAAACAACGUGCUGCUUCUCAAAAAAAUGGCCUUUUGAUCAGUUUGUAUAUAUUUCUACCUAUCCUCAUUUUAACCACCAUCAUUGUUUUUAAAUGGAAAGAUAUGAAGGGAUUCUGGAACAAAGAAGGAACAGUACACAGCGAAUCUUUAUCAGAAGACAGCAAUAGUAACAGCUUUAGCGACAACAGCCAGUCAGAGUUAAAGCUAAGUGAUAAUAUUGUAAAGCCAUGUGUUGGAGAAAAGAUAUUACCAAGAGACUCACCAUUAACUGGCCUCAUCCAAGAAUGGAAAAAAAAAAUUGUCAUGGCUUACACUCUCAAUUUCACAAACUGAAAUAAAUCCUAUGACUGAAAGUACA
This is a messenger RNA of Tupaia belangeri chinensis (Chinese tree shrew), 2328 nucleotides long. Its product is annotated as A disintegrin and metallopeptidase domain 3-like. Gene Ontology annotation, molecular function: metalloendopeptidase activity. Bases 363 to 2303 code for a protein of 646 amino acids. The transcript has 20 exons. Gene Ontology annotation, cellular component: plasma membrane. NCBI's taxonomy places the organism in Eukaryota, Metazoa, Chordata, Mammalia, Scandentia, Tupaiidae. The record is from RefSeq and is a predicted model, not a curated record. Gene Ontology annotation, biological process: cell adhesion; male gonad development; proteolysis.